UGUUGCUUAGACUUGACUCCUACUCAAAUUGAGUACCCAUUCCCACAACCAAUUGAACUUGUAUUGAGCCACUCCUUGCUAGCACAAACGCCCUCCUCAAGUUGUUAGGGAAGUACUUCUUAAUGGAAAUGUUGGCCUCUCAGUCUCAUCUGGCCAUGAAACCUUCAAAGGGGAAGCUCCCCUUCUCGGUCAUGGUGGUCAUUGUAUGCGCCCUCGCCUUCGCCCUUAUCCUCUAUGCAGAGGAUGUCAAAAGCCUUGCCCGGUCCUCCAUGCUCAAGCUCAAGUCUUGCCCGGCUCAAUAUCUCGCACCCGCUCACACCGCAAAAACACCAACUGUAGAUGAAGAAGAGAUAGAUGAGAGAGAUUAUGAUCUGGAGGAAUGUGACAUGGUUAAGGGAAGGUGGGUGUUCAACCGAUCGAGGAAGCCUUUAUAUACCGAGGAGAGCUGCCCGUAUAUCGACCGUCAAGUCUCAUGCCAUACGAAUGGAAGGCCAGAUGAUGACUAUCGGUACUGGGAAUGGCAACCAGAUAAUUGCGUGCUACCAAGGUUUGAUGCAGCAGUGGCUCUAGAGAGACUAAAGGGGAAGCGCCUAAUGUUCGUUGGGGACUCCCUUCAACGUGGGCAAUGGAUGUCCAUGGUUUGCUCUCUCUAUUCCCACAUCCCACCUGAUCAGAAAUCCAUGAAACGGGGCCACUCUCUGUCCAUCUUCCAGGCUAAGGAGUACAACGCCACAAUUGAGUUCUACUGGGCUCCAUUUCUAGUGGAAUCAAACUCUGACAUCAAAGUUAUAGGAGAUCCAAAGAAGAGAAUACUGAGACUUGAUUCUAUAUCAAAACAUGCACAGCACUGGAUUGGAGUGGAUAUCCUCGUGUUCAAUACUUACGUUUGGUGGAUGAGUGGACUCAAGAUCAAGUCUCUUUGGGGUUCGUUCGCAAAUGCAGAAGAAGGGUACGAGGAGUUAGAUGCGCCUAUUGCUUACAGGAUCGGCCUAAGGACAUGGGCUAACUGGGUAGAUUCCACCGUGAAUCCGAACAAAACCAGAGUGUUCUUCACCACCAUGUCCCCCACUCACAUGAGGAGUUCAGAUUGGGGCAAUGACAAGGGGAUCAGAUGCUACAAUGAGACUAGGCCUGUCUUGAAAAGAGGCUAUUGGGGCAGUGGGUCCGAUGGUCGCCUGAUGAGUGUAGUGGGGAGCAUAGUAAAGAGAAUGAAGGUUCCUGUAUCCGUUAUCAACAUAACCCAACUAUCCGAGCACCGAAUAGAUGGUCAUACAUCGGUUUACACCGAGACCCACGGAAAAGUUUUGAAUGAUGAGCAAAAGGCUGACCCAUUACAUAAUGCAGACUGUAUCCAUUGGUGCCUACCUGGAGUACCUGAUACAUGGAAUCAGAUCUUGUAUUCUUACUUAUAAGCAAGAGACAAAUUAGAUCUCUUAAAAAAGGGAGAGAGAUUAGUUCUCAUUAUUGCAAUGGAAAGAGAAGAAAUGGAUUUUCCUUCUUGUAAUGGCUAAUUGCAUUGCUCAAACUAACAAUCAGAAGAUAAAAGUCUUCUGCAUGGAUUCCCGUACAUCACUUGAAAGUAAACAAGAAACAAGAUGAUUGCUGAUACAAGUUCAAAUUCUAUUCUCAUCAAUUAAAGAAUAUAGAGUCUAAUGCCCAUAUAAAGGUAAGAACAUGGUUUUUGUGUGUUAGCGGACACACCUGUGACCGUGAAUCCCCUAAGAUGUACCCCGUUGUUGUAGAUCAGACACAGAACUCAAAAAAGAGCAACUGGGCACAGGAAAUCCCAGUUCCCCUCGCUAGUCUGUCUCUGUCUUCCUUCUCUAACUUCUGCCACUCUGUUUCACUGGCUAUUCAGAUUUCUCCCUCUGGUAGUUUUUUAUUUUUAUUUUAUUUUAUUUUAUUUUUUGU
This is a messenger RNA of Amborella trichopoda, 1911 nucleotides long. RefSeq names its product trichome birefringence-like protein (DUF828) (gene TBL3). The record is from RefSeq and is a predicted model, not a curated record. NCBI's taxonomy places the organism in Eukaryota, Viridiplantae, Streptophyta, Magnoliopsida, Amborellales, Amborellaceae. Gene Ontology annotation, molecular function: O-acetyltransferase activity. Gene Ontology annotation, cellular component: Golgi apparatus.